This is a messenger RNA of Oenanthe melanoleuca, 3386 nucleotides long. RefSeq names its product galactosidase alpha (gene GLA). NCBI's taxonomy places the organism in Eukaryota, Metazoa, Chordata, Aves, Passeriformes, Muscicapidae. The record is from RefSeq and is a predicted model, not a curated record. Gene Ontology annotation, cellular component: cytoplasm. Gene Ontology annotation, biological process: glycoside catabolic process; glycosylceramide catabolic process; oligosaccharide metabolic process. Gene Ontology annotation, molecular function: alpha-galactosidase activity.
UGUUCAUGACUUAUUCUUGUGUUUGAACUUGUUGAAGAGAGACCAAAAUCUUUGAGUGCAAAGAUCUGGAUGGGUCCAAGCAUCCCAAACAGAGACAGGAUGGAUCCAACACCACAGAGUCCACACACGCAGGCAGAGACACAGCAAACAGUUUGGCCAUAAUCCACACUCUGGAUCAGGCUGGAUGUGACAGAAGGGCACAGGGAGAGGUGCUCAGGAGGAUGGCUCAUUCAGGAAUGUCUCACAGAGUUUUUAAGGCAGAGCUGAAGUUUUGAGCUCAUGGGGUAAUCUCCUCUUCCCCAGGACCCUGUGCUGAUAUACAGAACACACACAGAUCCACACUGCACUCAUAGCAGCCCCAACCCUUGGGCAGCCCUGACACUGCUGAGCAAACAGAAUCGUUAAGGUCGGAAAAGAUCUCUGAGAUCGAGUCUAAUCUAUAACCAAUCACCACCUUGCAACCAGACCAUGGCACUGAUUGUCACAUCCAGUCCUUGAACACCUCCAGGGACAGUGACUCUGCUUCACUGGGCAGCCCAUUCCGAUGUCUAAUCACCCUUUCUGUGAAGAAAUUACUCCUGACACGCAACCUACACCUCCCCUGGCACAGUUUGAGCUCAUGUCCCCUGACCCUGUCCCUUGUUCCCUGGGAGCAGAGCUGACCCCCGCCCGGCUGGCCCCUCCUGUCAGGGAGCUGUGGAGAGUGAUAAGGACACCCUGAGCCUCCUUUUCUCCAGACUGAGCCCCCACAUCUUCCCCAGCCUCUCCUCAUGGCACCUGUGCUCCAGACCCUCCCCAGCUUUACUGACUCAGCAGCUCAAUGUCCUUCCCGGACUGAGGGGCCCAGAACUGACACGGGGCUGGAGGUGUGGGCUCAGCAGUGCCCAGCGCAGGGGGACAACCAUUGCCCUGGUCCUGCUGGCCUCACUAUUGCUGUACGGGCCAGGUGCCGCUGGUGUUCUGGCACAGGACCAGCCGCCUGUGCUGGAGGUGCCGGCACGACUGGACCCUGCCCUGCCGCCAUCAGCCUUUCCGCGUCGGUCACGUGACAUUGUCCCACGUGACCGCGGGAGGAGCGGGCCGAUGAGCGCCUCGCUGCCCGUGAUUGGCGGCGGGGACAGGCGGCGCAGCUCCCCGAUUGGUUCCGCGUUCAGCCCUGCCCGCCAACACCCCGGGGAUUGGCCACCCGCGCUGUCCAUCACGCGGCAGUACCGCGGCGCGGCGAUGGCGGCACGGUGGAUGCUGCGCUGGGUCGCGGCGGCGGCGGCCGCGGUGGCGGCGGCGCUGGCGCUGGACAACGGCCUGGCGCGGACACCGCCCAUGGGCUGGCUGCACUGGGAGCGCUUCCUCUGCGGCACCGACUGCGCCGCCGACCCGCGCCGCUGCGUCAGCGAGCAGCUGUUCGUGGAGAUGGCUGACAGGAUGGCUGCCGAGGGCUGGAGGGACGCCGGCUACGAGUUCAUCUGCAUUGACGACUGCUGGAUGGCCCCGACGCGGGACGAGCAGGGCAGGCUGCGGGCGGACCCCAGGCGGUUCCCCGGCGGGAUCCGCAGGCUCGCCGACUACGUCCACUCCAAGGGUCUGAAGCUGGGAAUCUACAGCGAUGUUGGGAACAAGACGUGUGCUGGCUUCCCUGGCAGCUACAACUACUAUGACCUGGAUGCCCAGACAUUUGCUUCCUGGGGUGUGGACCUGCUCAAAUUUGAUGGCUGCAACUCUGAGUCACUGGAGCUGCUGGCAGAAGGAUACAGGCGCAUGUCUCUGGCCCUGAACAGGACUGGGAGCAUUGUGUACUCCUGUGAGUGGCCUUUCUACCUGAGGCCUGUGCAGCAGCCCAAUUACACAGAGAUCAAACAGUACUGCAAUCACUGGAGGAACUUCUAUGAUGUCUAUGAUUCCUGGAGCAGCAUCAAGAGUAUCUUAGACUGGACAGCACUUCACCAGGACACCAUUGUGAAGAUAGCUGGGCCAGGGGGCUGGAAUGAUCCGGACAUGCUGGUGAUUGGAAACUUUGGGCUGAGCUGGGACCAGUCAGUGACUCAGAUGGCCAUGUGGGCCAUCAUGGCUGCUCCCCUCUUCAUGUCCAACGACCUGAGGCACAUCAGUCCUGAGGCCAAGUGUCUGCUCCAGAACAAAGAGGUGAUUGCCAUCAACCAGGAUCCACUGGGCAAGCAGGGAUACCAGCUCAUCAAGGACAAGAACUUCCAGCUGUGGGAGCGGCCCCUGUCUGGCCGAGCCUACGCUGUGGCCGUGCUGAACCAGCAGGAGAUUGGAGGACCCCAGAAUUUCACCUUCUCCCUCACCUUCCUGGGCAAUGGGCUGGCCUGCAACCCAGCCUGCUCCAUCCAACAGGUGCUGCCAGCCAGCAGGGACUGGGGCGUUUACAGCUGGAUCUCCACCCUCAGCGUGGAGGUGAACCCCACAGGCACUGUGCUGCUCAAAGUCCUGCCACUAUAGGCAGCACAGAGACAAUCUUUUCCUAAGCCUUAGGCUCUGUCUGAAUUUGUGGCAGGAAACUCAUCUCCUUCUUCCAAGCAGGUGCCUUUCUUCUCAGGCGUUCAUUAUCUGAACUUUCAGCCUAAUGUGACAAAUAGCCAUCACUCCAUCAAGAGGUUACAGAAAGGGUGCACAGCAGAGCAGUGCCCCUUUCCCUGGCAUCUCACCCAACUCCUCCUCCAAGGGCUGGAAGGGCUCCAGCAGGGCAGCAACUCCUGUUUAUGCCCACUGCCACUACCAAGCAAGGAAAGGCAAGGGAUGCACAAGCAAGUGUCUUACUGAGUCCUUGGGUAUUUCAGGGACAAUAGGGAAACACACCUUGGCCACCUUGCUGUCUUUUCCAGACCAGGGCACACAGUCCAAGAAAAGCUGCUCCCACCCCCACUGAGGAAACCCAACACUUCCAUCUUCUGACAACUCAGGGACUGACAUGAACCAUUGCACUUCAUAGCAGCUUUCUUGACAGCUGCUAGCAUGCCUUAGGACCCAAGUUUUUGAGGGUUUCCCCUCACUCCAGGAAUAUCUCACCAGUGGCUGUCACUUCCCUUUAGAUGACAGCUCCCUCUCCACCCUUCAUAUGGCCACUGGAGUCCCCUUUCUCCAUGAAUCCUGCCUCCCAGAAAUCCCUGUGUGCUCGCUUCCCACUGCUGGCAGCAGCCUUUAGGUUGAAUAACGUGGGCUCUCCAAGGCAGGAGAUGGAUAAUCACUUAAGCAACCAUCAUGUGCAAAUAUAUUAUCUUCUGACUACAGUACAAUCAGGAUUUCUUGAUUUGUUCUUCUGUGAUUAAGCACUUUGAUUAAAAUCCCUUUAAAAGGCUAUGCUUUUUCUUACUUGCAGUAUACAAGAGUACAGCAUGGUAUCUGAAAUUAAAUAAUGGUUUAGGAAACAG